UCGACGGUGGAGCACACAGGAGUUACGAUGAGCAGCGGGAUGUCAUCCCGUGAACGACGAGCUGCCCGUGACGUGGUUGGCUCUCGCAUGAAGAUGUAUGAGUCUGCGACCAAGGUGACGCUUGAUCCGACGCAGCCGUGGAUGGUCCGUGCAGAUGGUCACAGCUUCUCCAAGUUUACCAAGGGUCUGGUCAAGCCGUUUGACUCGCGGCUGUCAGCGGUGAUGGUGGCGACCAUGCUCGACACGGUGGCCAAGUUCAACGCCCUCACAGGAUACACACACUCGGACGAGAUCACUCUGGUCUUUGGACCGGCCGACGUCGAAGCCGGGCAGACGCUGGCGUACAACGGAAAGGUAUCGAAGAUCGUCUCGCUUGUCGCCGCGUACAUCUCUGUCCGGUUCAACGCACACAUGCUCGCCUACGACUGGUCCGAUCUGAGCGAAACCACCCGAGUCGGGAUCCUUGCCUGCGAGGCGCACUUUGAUGCCCGCGCCUUCUCGGUUCCACACGCUGCCGAGGCGUGGGCCAAUCUGUUGUGGCGAUCGAACCACGACUGCCGCCGGAACUCGGUCUCGAUGCUCGCGCGGGUCUACUACUCGGCCAAGCAGCUGCACGGCAUAUCAACCCGCGACGUCCUCGCCAUGCUCGAGGAUGAGCACGGAGUGGCGUGGGAGGCCCAGCCGCGGUUCUUCACCCGCGGUACCGUGGCCAAGAAGGAGCUAUACGACAUGGCCGCCAUCGAUCGCAAGACCGGCGAGGCCGUCGUCGCCAAGCGCUCGCGCUUUGUCGCCCGCGCCUUUCCGCUCAGUGAUGACUCGUCUGCCGCCAUGGCCGAUCUUGUCCUCGCCAAGUACUGGCCUGACGACUUUGAUCCACAGCGCGCCACCGUUGUCGACGCUGCCUCCAUCGCCGCCUCGGGCUUUGUCCCUGCCUGAUGGCGUUGCAUAGUAAAGGCCAGCACACUUCUC
Messenger RNA from Thecamonas trahens ATCC 50062, 969 nucleotides. Its product is annotated as tRNAHis guanylyltransferase. Gene Ontology annotation, molecular function: magnesium ion binding; tRNA guanylyltransferase activity. The record is from RefSeq and is a predicted model, not a curated record. Gene Ontology annotation, biological process: tRNA modification. NCBI's taxonomy places the organism in Eukaryota, Apusomonadida, Apusomonadidae. The transcript has 2 exons. Bases 28 to 936 code for a protein of 302 amino acids.